Messenger RNA from Capronia coronata CBS 617.96, 1824 nucleotides. RefSeq names its product poly(A) polymerase. Gene Ontology annotation, molecular function: RNA binding; poly(A) RNA polymerase activity. Gene Ontology annotation, cellular component: nucleus. Bases 1 to 1824 code for a protein of 607 amino acids. The transcript has 4 exons. Lineage: Eukaryota; Fungi; Ascomycota; Eurotiomycetes; Chaetothyriales; Herpotrichiellaceae. The record is from RefSeq and is a predicted model, not a curated record.
AUGUCGACGCCCGGUGCUUCGGCCCCAAAGCAAUGGGGCGUAAGCCCGCCUAUUUCCACUGCACUACCGGAGCCUCUUGACAACGAGAAGACCGCGGAGUUGGUCGAAGAACUGAAGAGGGAGAAUAACUAUGAACCCAUGGACGAGACGAAAAAGAGGAUGAGCACACUAGCCUUGUUGAACAGGGUCACCCAAGAGUUUGUGCGGGAGGUCAGCCGUCGAAAGCGAUUUCCACCGUCGCAAAUCGACCAGUUCGGCGGCAAGAUCUAUCCUUAUGGAAGUUAUCGCUUGGGGGUUUUCGGACCAGGUUCGGAUAUUGAUACUCUCGCGGUCGCCCCGAGACAUGUCACUCGUGAGGACUUUUUCGACUACUUUCCUGCCAUCCUCGAACGGAUGGCUGGGCCAGGCGCAGUCACGUCUUUGACGGCCGUCCCCGACUCAUUCGUUCCCAUCAUCAAACUGGUGCUCAACGGCAUCGAGAUCGAUCUCAUCUUUGCCUCCAUCGCCUCGCUUUCAACUAUACCCAAGGAUCUCACCUUGAAUGACAACAAUCUGCUCAUGGGUUUGGACCAGCCAACUGUUCGAGCAGUUACAGGACCACGUGUGACCGACGAGAUCCUAUCCUUAGUCCCCGAACAAAAGACCUUUCGAACGGCGCUACGGGCCAUCAAACUAUGGGCUCAAAGAAGAGCCAUCUAUGCCAAUAUUGUUGGCUACCCUGGUGGUGUGGCUUGGGCCAUGCUCGUGGCUCGGGUGUGUCAACUAUAUCCCCAUGCGGUCGGUGCUACCAUUGUCGAUAAGUUCUUCUUUGUGAUCAGCCAUUGGGACUGGCCCACACCCGUGAUGCUCAAGGACAUCGAACAAGUGAAGAACACCGAGCAGAACAAGGCUUUCAAGGUGUGGAAUCCAGCCAUCUAUUCGGGUGACCGCAAAAACAUCAUGCCAAUCAUCACCCCCGCGUUCCCAAGCAUGUGCGCCACGUACAACAUCUCCAAGUCCGGACAGAAGGUUAUCUUGCGGGAACUGAAACGUGGCGGGGAAAUAACCAACAAGAUCUUUUCCGGCAAGGCUCGGUGGAGCGAUCUCUUCAAAAAGCAUACCUUCUUCACACGGGACCACAAAUACUAUCUCAGCGUGACCGCAAGCUCUUUGAGUGCUGAUUCGGCUAAGGCUUGGGCCGGUCUGGUCGAGUCCAAAGUGCGCAUUUUCGUGAUGCAACUGGAAGGUAUCAAGGAUAUUGACCUCGCCCGCCCAUUCACCAAGGGAUUCAAGCGCGUUCACAAAUGCUCGGAUGAGACCCAGAUUCGUGAGGUGCAGAAAGGUAGCAUGAAAUACAAGGUGGAUGAAACGAAGACAAUGGACUCCACAGACCCAGAGCUGGUCACCACAAAUGGCGAAGGUGCCACUAUCCCCUCGGUCGACAGUGCAAAGCCGGAAAACGAACAAGGCGGCUUCACCGUGUACACCUACACCUUCUAUAUCGGCAUUGACACUGUUGCAAAACGCCUGGAUCUGGUUCCAGCUUUUAAGGCCUUCAAGGACAUCUGCGAAAAUUGGGCAGGUUUCAAUCGAGACAUACACUAUCUGAGUCUCGCCUCUGCGAGGAGUUGGGAUCUACCAGAAGAUCUUUUCGACCAGAAAGCCGGCGAAGCUAGGCCAAGCAAACCGGUCAAGAAGGUCGUGAAGGCCACCAAACCAGAGACGAAGCCAGCACGACGAAGUAUUAGCGAAGUCGAGGAUGCUGAAAACACUGGCGACUCCGUAAAGCGACAAAAGAUGAUGCAACCUACUCCAACUCCAACACCUGCUGCAGCCACAGCCUGA